AUGGCUUUUCUUUCCUUCCCACUCGAAGUACUACAAAAUAUCGCAGUCUUCCUCGAAAUAGCGCAUCGGCCUAGUCUCGACGCUUUUACCUUGACAAACAAGGCCUGCCAUGCGGCCGCAAUCUUUCUCGUCUUUCGGCAAAUUGUAAUCACAGUUGACGAUCGCAAAGAACUGCGUCGCGAUGUUGAUGGACUUAUUGAGACUCUCUCUCGCACAGAUUCAUUUCGUCACAUCCGACGCAUCACUAUCAAAGGGGCUCUAAGGCCCAGCACCAAGAAGACAGAAGGAUUUGGUCCACAAACGUGUUGGUUGGCUCAAACUGGCCUUGACGAGGUACUAGUGGAUGAGGAAGCAGUCCAGUAUGGCGGCUUAUAUACGGUGUAUGAUGGGGGCGUUAUUGAAAAGUUUUCUGAGGAGGAUAUGGCAUGGGCUCCCGUUGUGAACUUGCUCCAAGCUAAAAUUCACCUGGAAGAUCUGGUCUAUGACUGCCAGAGUCAAUUUCCGCCAAGUCUUCUCAGAACACUUCACGAGCAGCAUCCUCAAUGCAGGCUUCAUCACCUCACGUUCCGAUUCCGGACUCUAUUGUGGGGCAUCCCCUAUUCUUACGAGAUGGAGCUUGCUACAUCACCAUCUUUGUAUAGAGUAAAGAUUACUUGCGCUUUACGCGAUAGUGAAUACGACGAUGAUUUCAACUUGGAGGCUAUGAUGGAGCUUACAUCUGGGCUUGCUCCCAACUUGAAGGAGGUAGUUGUUUUAAAUCUCCUUCCAGGACGCUCUUUAAAACCAGUCCGUCCCCGAGGGUCGUGGCAAGGCCUUCCAGGCUUUACUGGCGAGAAAGUAGGAUCCCUGACAUCACUGUCACUCAAGGGAUAUUCACGUUUGGAUUCCCCAAAAAUGCUACAGAAUUGGGCCAGAUAUACAGACUUUGCUUUUCUGCGACACCUUACCCUCGGAGGUUGCUACGACGCAAAGAUGUCUGGGCUCAGUGGCGAGACAAUGGAAUGGGUUGCCCAGAACCAUUUCUUUCCCCGAGUCAAAACACUCAAUGUUUAUCUUACCCGCAAAAAUUAUUUUCACGGUGACCCGAACUACAGUGAGCACGCAGUUUCCUUUUUCCGUGCUUUCGAAUCUCUUGAGGAACUAUCCAUCGAUGGGUCGAUGGACUCACCAAUCCUGGACACUGUUCUCUCCCAUCAUGGACAGACACUUAAAAAACUCAGCUUUAAUCCUUUUGAGAAUUUUUUUCGAAACGCUGCUGGUCACAAUCCACUGGAUCUGCCCUUAGAGUUCACCCAUAACCGUAUUUUGCAAAUCGAAGCUCAGUGUCCGAUACUAGAAGAGCUUGCUGUUCCAGUCAAGCGCAACAAGUCCAGUGUAUCCGAAGCUAAGAUGUACAGAUGCUUCGGCAGGAUGAAACGCUUACGAUCCCUCUUUCUUAUCCUGGAUUGUUCGAAUUGGCGGGUUACUCGGGACAGUACAUACAAUCCCGAAUUCGAUGAAGAAGACCAAAAGCCUAUAGACAAUAAGCCACACACCUUUUUGAAGAGGGGUGAACUGAAGGAGACAUUUAUCAAUUGCGCAGUAGACGAGGCGCUAGCUCGUUCAAUCUGGGAGACCAUUAACCAGAACAAAUCCGGUAGACGGCUGGAGCGGCUUAAAUUGUGGCCUACGGGAGCGGGCGAAUACGGCGUCAGCGACCGUAUGGGGAGCACCUUUAACGCGAUGGCUGAUAGUCUGAUUCGAUCAUGGCUAUUUGAGCGCGUUCCGCGAGAUGAUGAUGAAGAAAGCUUCACUGUUCGGGAACUGGGGCGACAUGGGAGGAAGGAAUUGGAUCAAAUGAAUCAAAGCUAUUUGUCCUACUUUCAUGAUCCUGAGAUUUGGGAGGUACUCCGUUCUAUUUGGCCAGCCAAAGAAGGUAGCAGGGAUUGGCUAGAUGACUGUUCGAGCUUCCCUCUGCAGGUAGAGAAUUUUUCUCACUAG
Molecule: messenger RNA, 1980 nt
Organism: Botrytis deweyae
Lineage: Eukaryota; Fungi; Ascomycota; Leotiomycetes; Helotiales; Sclerotiniaceae
Exons: 1
Coding region: 1-1980 (659 amino acids)
Source: RefSeq, a predicted model, not a curated record